AUGAACACAGAACUCCAGUCCUCUCUCGGGGAGGCCACACUCCCCGAAUACACCGUACAGAACCUCUUGACGGGCCAGCUAGACACCGAAAAGCUAUCCCAGCAGAUUGAGGCGUUGAAAAAUGAAAUCACAACUAUCAGAUACGAAAUGACGUUGUUUACGCGGAAGUUUGCCAACUUCUCAGCGGACACGACUCCUCAGAGGUUGUACGACGACGUCAGCCAGCAACUAGCACGUUUAGCUGAGAAGCUACAGAACUACACAGCUGCAUACACGAAAUUGGUGUCUUUGCUUCAGUAUUCUCAUGACCGGUUGAGCCGUGAGGGAAACGAUGCGGGGGCCCCAGCAUUGACACCGCACACGUUGGACGUUUUGAAAGGCGAGUCCUCAUCGGCUCCGCCCGCCAAACCCCAGCCCAAAUCACUGGGCAACAGUGCUGCCAAGCCCAUAAGCAAUAAGACGGUCUACGAUUGA
Babjeviella inositovora NRRL Y-12698 is the source of this 474-nucleotide messenger RNA. It is a transcript of the gene MED3, whose product is annotated as Med3p. The coding region runs from base 1 to 474 and encodes 157 amino acids. The record is from RefSeq and is a predicted model, not a curated record. Lineage: Eukaryota; Fungi; Ascomycota; Pichiomycetes; Serinales. The transcript is spliced from 3 exons.